Messenger RNA from Dendronephthya gigantea, 705 nucleotides. Its product is annotated as HORMA domain-containing protein 1-like. The record is from RefSeq and is a predicted model, not a curated record. The transcript has 14 exons. The coding region runs from base 4 to 669 and encodes 221 amino acids. Lineage: Eukaryota; Metazoa; Cnidaria; Anthozoa; Malacalcyonacea; Nephtheidae.
ACAAUGCCGAUGGCUACUUCGCAAUUGAAAAAACCUGAAGUCAAAACUGGAUCGUGGUCAAGUAUCUUCAAUUCCUCUGAGCAACUGAAUGAGACCCAAUCAGCUCUUUUCGUGAAAAAGUUGCUUGCAGUUGCCAUUUCCAGCGUGACAUAUUUACGAGCGGUCUUCCCAGAAAGAUGCUUUGGUGAUCGGUGUUUGGAAGAUUUAAAUUUGAAGAUUUUGCGAGAUGAAGAUGCGUUCCCUGGAUCAAGUCAAGUUAUUCAAUGGGUCAAAGGCUGUUUCAAUGCAAUCGACAAAAAAUAUUUCUAUUUGAAUGCAAGUGACCCUGAUGUAAGUAAAAGAGAAUCAGAUAAUAUUAUUAAUUACAGUUCUACUGGUAUUAACAUUUCAGUUGGUAUUAAGACGGUGAUUGAAACAUAUACCUUCAAGUUUGAUUACUACUGUGAUGGAAUAAACAUAUACCGUAAUGGCGAAGAAAUCGCAUCAGAAAAACAAGCAAAGACUUCAGAUGAGACGAAACGAGCCACAAUCCGUCUCUUAAGAACUCUUGUGCUUUUGACUCAAACUUUAAAAUCUCUGCCUGAUGAUGUGAUGAUGACAAUGAAAAUUCUCUACUACGACGAUGUCACACCACCCGACUAUCAGCCACCGGGAUUUGAGGUAUGCUAAGCAACUACAUGCAAUCAUGGAUUCUUGAAGCUAGGG